CAAUAAAUGAAUGGUUGAAUAAAUAAUAGUACAUCUGUGCUAUGGAAUCUUAUUCAACUAUUAAAUAGAGCACAUUAGAUCUCUAUGCAUUGAUUAAAAAAAGGUUCAUGAUAUUAUAUAUGUACAAAAAUGUUUAUAGGGAAUUGUAUUUAAUAUAAGUCUGCGUUACACAAAAAGGAAGGAAAACCUUAUAUGUGUGUGUCUAUGUACAAUACACACACACACAUAUAUAUUUGGUUGAAUAAAUAUAAAUGUAAAUGGAGGGAUUAAUGGGAAAGAAAAGACAGUAAGUUCUUUUAUUUAUACAUGCCUGUGUCACAUGCUAAAAUAAACAUGUAUUAUUUUUUAAAUUAAAAAACAAAAUGUAAAAGGAAAAUUAUUGAAUAGAAACUAUUCAUUUUGAUUCAAUUAUUGAAUAAAAACUAUCAAAUUAUCUGCCCUUUCAAACUUAACAUUUCUGAAUUUAAGCAGUAUCUGCUAUUUAAACCCAAACAGUAUCUGGAUUUGACCCCUGGAGAACAAAAAUAUAGCUUUGCUCAACACACUUUAUGUUUGCUCAGGUCCCAAGACUCUUAAAUACACUGGUGUGUAGAUUCAAAUUGUGGAUAAGCAAUCAUUUUUUAAAAUAUAAAAAUUAUUCUGCACAGUGUUCUGAACAGGGUUAUUUUGAGGCUAUAUUCAAGGGCCUCUGUGAUUUUGUUGCUAUAAUUCUAGAAAAUGGAGUGAGGACUAGUAAAGUGGUAGGCUAAUUAAAGCUGUGACAUUUCUCUGAGGCUCUGCUGCCUCAGGUAGGAUUGCUUGGUAACAGUUCUGAUUUGUCCAACUUAUCUUUCACUGUUAUGGAAAAACAAAGCUUACAGAGAAUUAGUAAAAUUCACCAUCAGUUUUUCAGUAGAUCUUUGUCUAAAGAGCAGGUAGAGGCUGCAUUUCUGAGAGAAUGUUUCUAACAAGGAAAAAAAUCAGUGUCAUAUUCCAAGUGUUAGUACACAAAGACUUUUGCUUACAUUUUUUUAUGAUCCCGAGAGGCUGAGUUCAGUUCUAUUGUAAAUGGUAGUUUAUGAACAGGAACCCACAAUUUUUUGACCAGAAAAUUGGAAAACCACCCAUAAUCAUUUCCAUGUGCCCAUCUCAUCUUCUGAGUGGCUAGUUUUUCUCCUUUGAAAAUGUAGCAAAGAAUUGAUUAUUCCCUUCCCAUCUGAUGCAUGCGUGCUAUACAGGUAAAUAACUCUCUUUACUCAACCACUGCUACAUUCGCUUCAUGCUCUUUUAGACGUUAUACAAAAAUGGAUUAAGCCUUUUUGCCUACUCCCAGAUUUACUCUGACUGGAAACAGGCUUUUGUGGAGCUACAGAAUUUGUACUUCAUCUGCUCAGCCAAUAAUUGGUCACAGCACAAGCCUGGUUAGAAAUAAGCAACAAGCUUCCCGUAUCCAUGAACAGAAAACAAGGUAGCGUGUGGAGCCUCUGAGAAACACACAUUUACUUUUGAAGAAAAGAAGCACCCGGCGACCAGUGAGCAACAUAUGUCUGAAAUCCAUUAUCCGACAGUUCUUUCCAGCCUUCCCAGGAAUGCUGGUCUGACUACCAAGCUUUGCUUUUGCUUCUGGCCUUCUGGAUAUAAUGAGUUUGCCAACCGGCUGUGAGUACCUAACUCUGGGGAAGGUGGCUCGAUUCCGAAGUCCUUCUGGUCAUGGAUCGCCUUUUGCAAUCAACAAGCCAAUUGAUAUUAAGCCGCAGAGGAGACGUUUUGACGUGGACAAUGGCACAUCUGUGGGACGAAGUCCCUUGGAUCCCAUGACUAGCCCAGGCUCUGGGCUAAUUCUCCAAGCAAAUUUUGUCCACAGUCAACGCCGAGAGUCCUUCCUGUAUCGAUCCGACAGCGAUUAUGACCUCUCUCCAAAGUCUAUGUCCCGGAACUCCUCCAUUGCUAGUGAUAUACAUGGAGAUGACUUGAUUGUGACUCCCUUUGCUCAGGUCUUGGCCAGCCUGCGAACUGUACGAAACAACUUUGCUGCGUUAACUAAUUUGCAAGAUCGAGCACCUAGCAAAAGAUCACCCAUGUGCAACCAACCAUCCAUCAACAAAGCCACUAUCACAGAGGAGGCCUACCAGAAACUGGCCAGCGAGACCCUGGAGGAGCUGGACUGGUGUCUGGACCAGCUAGAGACCCUACAGACCAGGCACUCUGUCAGUGAGAUGGCCUCCAACAAGUUUAAAAGGAUGCUUAAUCGGGAGCUCACCCAUCUCUCUGAAAUGAGCCGGUCUGGAAAUCAAGUGUCAGAGUACAUAUCAAACACAUUCUUAGAUAAGCAACAUGAAGUGGAAAUACCUUGUCCAACUCAGAAGGAAAAGGAGAAAAAGAAAAGACCAAUGUCUCAGAUCAGUGGAGUCAAGAAGCUGAUGCACAGCUCUAGCCUGACUAAUUCAAGUAUCCCAAGGUUUGGAGUUAAAACUGAACAAGAAGAUGUCCUUGCCAAGGAACUGGAAGAUGUGAACAAAUGGGGUCUUCAUGUUUUCAGAAUAGCAGAGUUGUCUGGGAACCGGCCCCUGACUGUUAUCAUGCACACCAUUUUCCAGGAACGGGAUUUAUUAAAAACGUUUAAGAUUCCAGUAGAUACUCUAAUUACGUAUCUCAUGACUCUUGAAGACCAUUACCAUGCUGAUGUGGCCUACCACAACAACAUCCAUGCUGCAGACGUCGUCCAGUCUACGCAUGUGCUGUUAUCGACACCCGCUUUGGAGGCUGUGUUUACAGAUUUGGAGAUUCUUGCAGCAAUUUUUGCCAGUGCAAUACAUGACGUAGAUCAUCCUGGUGUGUCAAAUCAAUUUCUGAUCAAUACGAAUUCUGAACUUGCCUUGAUGUACAAUGACUCCUCCGUCUUAGAGAACCAUCAUUUAGCUGUGGGCUUUAAGUUGCUUCAGGAAGAAAACUGUGACAUUUUCCAGAAUUUGACCAAAAAGCAAAGACAGUCGUUAAGGAAAAUGGUCAUUGAUAUUGUACUUGCGACAGACAUGUCAAAGCACAUGAAUCUCCUGGCUGAUUUGAAAACUAUGGUUGAAACUAAGAAAGUGACAAGUUCUGGAGUUCUCCUUCUUGACAAUUACUCUGACAGGAUUCAGGUCCUUCAGAACAUGGUGCAUUGUGCCGAUCUGAGCAACCCAACGAAACCUCUCCAGCUGUACCGCCAGUGGACGGACCGUAUCAUGGAGGAGUUUUUCCGCCAAGGAGACCGGGAGAGGGAGCGUGGCAUGGAGAUAAGUCCUAUGUGUGACAAGCACAAUGCGUCCGUGGAAAAAUCACAGGUGGGCUUCAUAGACUAUAUCGUUCAUCCUCUCUGGGAGACAUGGGCAGACCUCGUACAUCCUGAUGCCCAGGACAUUUUGGACACUUUGGAAGACAAUCGUGAAUGGUACCAGAGCACAAUCCCUCAGAGCCCCUCUCCUGCACCUGACGACCAAGAGGAGGGUCGGCAGGGUCAAACUGAGAAAUUUCAGUUUGAACUGACUUUAGAGGAAGAUGGCGAGUCAGACACAGAAAAGGACAGUGGGAGCCAAGUGGAAGAAGACACUAGCUGCAGUGACUCCAAGACUCUUUGUACUCAAGACUCGGAGUCUACUGAGAUUCCCCUUGAUGAACAAGUUGAAGAGGAGGCAGUGGGGGACGAAGAAAGCCAGCCUGAAGCUUGUGUAAUAGAUGAUCAUUCUCCUGACACGUAACAGUGCAAAUACUUUCAUGCCUUCUUUUUUUUUUUCUUUUGGUAGAAAAAUUGUUUCCAAAGUGCAUGUCACAUGCCACAACCACGGUCACACCUCACUGUCAUCUGCCAGGACGUUUGUUGAACAAAACUGACCUUGACUAUCCAGUCUGGCGCUCAGGAAUAUCGUAACCAGUUUUUUCACCUCCAUGUCAUCAGAGCAAAGUGGACAUCUUCGUGAACAGCAUUUUAAAAAGAUUUCAGCUUGGUAGAGCUGACAAAGCAGAUAAAGUCAAUUCCAAAAUGUUUUCAAGGGAGCAUGGCUCAUCGGACAGCCCCAAAAUUUGAUUGGAUUUGGGGUUUCUUUUUAUUUUAUUUGUUUGCAAUAUGUUCUGAAGGAGGAAGGCAUUUCAUCAAGUGAACUUAGUGGGUGAAGCAACAGAUAGAUCAAGAAACAGGACAUAGCAUAAAUCUGUUUCCAGAAGGAGGAAGAGCCACAGAAAUUGCAUAAUUUUCUAAUUUCAAGUCUUCCUGAUACAUAUGACUGAAUAGUGUGGUUCAGUGAGCUGCACUGCCCUCUGCAUUUUGUAUGAUAAUGUAAAACAGAUUUUUUGUAGAGCUUACUUUUAUUAUUAAAUGUACUGAGGUAUUAUAUUUAAAAAAGAAAACUAUGUUCAGAACUUCAUCUGCCACUGAUUAUUUUUUUUCUAAGGAGUAACUUGCAAGUUUUCAGUACAAAUCUGUGCUACACUGGAUAAAUCUAAUUUACAAAUUUUACUUGCACCAUAUAGUUCAUAGCAAUUAACUGAUUUGUAGUGAUUCGUUGUUUUAUAUACCAAUGACUUCCAUAUUUUAAAACAGAAAAACAGCUUUAUGUUGCAGGAAGCCCUUUUUGUAAGCUUUCAUUGACGUUUGCUUUCUGUUUCACUCUUCCAGAUAAGUGGAGCUGCUCUCCGCUGACAUUUUUUUUUUCCAUAGUGUGCAAAGUGAAAAUUUGUUCUCUGAUGUGCGUAAUGUCAAAUGUGUCUUAAUCAUCAGUUGGUGUUGUCCGAAGCAAGUGGGAGAUAUAUAAAUACCCAGUAGCUAAAAUGGUCAGUCUUUUUUAGGUCUUUUCCUACUUAGUGUCUUCUGAUAACUUUUUGCCGUGUCAGUAGGCGUGCAUUUCCCCAGUGCAUGUCUUUGUAAUAAUCCACGCAUUUCAUGCUCAUUUUAAUUGUUCUUACAGUUACAGUGAGAAAAAUUUUUUUUCCUCUUGUGCUGCUUUAUGAUUUAGCGCGUGUUUGAUCCUCUGUCCAUGGUUGCUAGAUGGGAUCUUACCAAAUACCACCAUUCAGAGGGAUGAAAGGAGCAGACAGGUAGGCAAGUCAGGGUCAGCAUUCAUUUCUACCAUGAGUGGUCUAUCAUGACCAGCUUUUAUUUACUCUUAGUUUACAAAGAAAAAUCCACGACUGACGGGGCAGUUUCUAAGAAUAUUAACAGAAUAUAUUAACAAACACCAGUGUAGCUCUCUUUGGUUUCAGUGAUUUCACCAUGAGAUUCAGAACUGUGUCGAAUCUGAGAAUUUUAAGUGCAGCAACUGCUCUUUUUUAAUGGACAGCUGUGUAAUUUGUAGGGACUGCUCUGUCACUCAUCCUUGAUUCCUAAGCAUGUCUUACAGAGGGGAACUACUUCUUGAAGCACACCAAGGGAAAGAAGAUGAUGCCACUGGCACCAGAGGGUUGGUAAAAAGACUUUGCCUAAAUAAAAAAUUAGAGAUCACUCUUGCCUGAUUUCAGCACCAGGAAUUGAACUGCAAUUUUAACGAUCAAGUCCCAGUUUUUACCUACUCAGAGCAGUUGGUUUCAUGAGGCAUUUAGUUUGGACUUUUCUUCUCAUAUCCGUUUUUAGUAAAGAGUUUACCUUCGCUGCAAAGAGUGUGGAUCCCAAAUAAUCAUUUUUCACACUGAUAUAUAAGAAUUGUAAUAGAGGGUAAAGGGGUAUCUGACCAAGUAAAAAAUAAUACAGCUGAGAAAAACUGCAAUCCUGCAAAACAUUUAUAAUGGGAACCUCCAAAGAGCCUUCUGGGGACUAGUCACUGAGUUAUCAGCCAGAGAAAUGACCCAAACUAAAGACAAUUCCUGUUUUAAUUCCCUGAGAUCCAACCAAAGUUGAGAGGAUUUGAUAGAAAAAUCAUAUCUUUAUGGCUCUGAUCUUUUACAUAGGGCAGGAUAGGAAUCAACUAAUUACUUAUCAGAUUUGCAACCUCUUUUCCCUGUAAAGAUCCAAAGUUAACCUUCCAGAUAAAUACCUACGUUUGACCAGGUGGUUUCACAAGAAACUUUUUUCUUUUUUUCCCCACAUUGCUACUUUCACUCUUAAUCUGACCCUGGGACCUUGUUUCUCUUUUCAUUGUAUUUGUCCCUGAAGAAGGUCUAAAAGGAAAGGAAAAGGAGUCUAGAGUUUAUUCCUCUUUCUAAAACAUCUUCAUUCUCCCUGGUCCCCCCACCCCAUACACUUGGUAUUUCCCCCACUGAGUGCCUAGAAUCUUAAUAAUGAGAAAAAAUUAAAAAGCAGCAAUAUGUCACUAACAAAUCCAAACCUGAAAGGGUUUAUAACUGCACUAAUAAAGAGAGGCGCCUUUUCCCAAUUUGUUGGUUUUUAAUGGUACCAUGUUGUAAAGUUACCCACCAAUGGACAAUCAAAUUGCAGAAAAGGCUUAAUAUCUAAGAGACAGGGACUAAUGCACUGUACAAUCUGUUUACCCUCGCCCUUCUCUUUCUCUUUCUCCUCUCAUUCUCCCUCCUCCUCUCUCUCCAAAGUGUGCUUCAGAAAUACACACUGCUUUAAAAAGAGCACCCUUUGACAAGUGGCUUUACGUUUCCUAAAAUGCCAUAAGAAAAUGCAAUAUCUGGGUACUGUAUGGGGAAAAAAAAAUGUCCAAGUUUGCAUAAAACCAGUGCAUUUCAGCUUGCAAGUUACUGAACACAAUAAUGGCUGUUUUAAUCUUAUUUUCUUUUACAUCAGUUUAAAAAAUUCACAAGAAAAUAAUGUAGGUAGAACAAAUUGCAGAUAAGGAAAGAAAAAAAAACUUGAAUGAAAUGGAUUUUACAGAAAGCUUUAUGAUAAUUUUGAAUGCAUUAUUUAUUUUUUGUGCCAUGCAUUUUUUUCUCACCAAAUGACCUUACCUGUAAUACAGUCUUGUUUGUCUGUUUACAACCGUGUAUUUAUUGCAAUGUACAUACUGUAAUGUUAAUUGUAAAUUAUCAGUUCUUAUUAAAACAUCAUCCCACAAUGGGAUGGUGUUGAUAUUAUUUGGAAACUCUUGGUGAGAGAAUGAAUGGUGUGUAUACAUACUCCUUGUACAUUUUUCUUUUCUCCUGUAAUAUAGUCUUGUCACCUUAGAGCUUGUUUAUGGAAGAUUGAAGAAAACUAUAAAAUACAUAAAGAUAUAUAAAUUUAAAAACAUAGCUGCAGGUCUUUGGUCCCAGGGCUGUGCCUUAACUUUAACCAAUAUUUUCUUCUGUUUUGCUGCAUUUGAAAGGAAGGUAAUGGUGGGACUAGGGCUGGGCAUUUUAUAUCCAGGCAUUCAGUUGAUUUAGAUUUCUGGGGACAGCUGGAUUUUACAAAACCAGAGACAACUCUGGAAGAUUUUAAGACCCUUUGGAGAUACAAGUUCUUAAGUUAUUUUUGCCAGGGAGCAGCAUCACACAUAUGAUAGUUACUUGCCAUCUGUUUAUCAGGAGCCUCUUCAGCUACUCACAUUUGAUUAGACUUUUUAUUUUAUUAUUUUAACACUCAAAAUCUCCUGGGGUAAUAUAUUUUUGUCCAGUGAUUUAUAAAGUCUUUUUUUAAAAUGUAUUUUUGGCUUCUGGAGCCACAGGUCACUUUCAUUGCUGAUCUGUUCAUCAGUUUCUGGACGUGUUAAAGAGCAUAUGAAAAAGGUAAUUUUUUAAACUCAACAUUUCUUCCAUUAAGAUAAACCAAAUACUACAUAUAUAUAUGUAAGCCCAUCUAGUUAAACUCAACAUUGUAGAUGACGCCAAUUCACAUAACAAAGGAUCUCCAUCCUCUAGCGUCUGUUUCUUCAAAAUUUUUAUCACUGUAGAAUUGUUAAAUUUAGCCUUAUACAAUGGCCAGUCUCUGAAAGCAUGAAAAAGUCCUCAGUGGAUAAUGUGGAAACAGCCUCCCACUGCUGCCCAGCCCUCAGAACAUAGGACUUAGCAAAAGGAAAGAUUCUUUUUCUAGGAAAAUGAGCCUCCUAUUAUUUUAUUUUAUUUUUUUGACACAAACUGUAGAUUUUAGCAGCCCUGGCCCAAAGGAAUUUGAUUACUUUUGUUUUAAACAGUACAAAGGGGACACUAUAAUUAACAACAACAAAAAAAAAUCCUUACUGAUUUUAGUUGUUUUUAAUUUUGUUUCUUUGAAUAUGUUUUCAAGAGUGGUAAAUUGUGUGUGAGCAUUACAAAUGAUGAUUCUUUUAGUGGUUUCUUAGCCUCUCUUAACAGCCCAUGGGGAUAGUACUGUACAUCAAUACCUUCAUAAGAAAUUUUUAUAUGCAAUGAAAAUAAAAGCAUGGGUUGAUUCUGCCUAUUUAUGACUUGGUCUUUUACAAAUAAAAAGAUUAAUUUGUUUUAAA
Nycticebus coucang (slow loris) is the source of this 8309-nucleotide messenger RNA. Its product is annotated as cAMP-specific 3',5'-cyclic phosphodiesterase 4D. NCBI's taxonomy places the organism in Eukaryota, Metazoa, Chordata, Mammalia, Primates, Lorisidae. Gene Ontology annotation, molecular function: ATPase binding; transmembrane transporter binding; 3',5'-cyclic-AMP phosphodiesterase activity. The record is from RefSeq and is a predicted model, not a curated record. The transcript is spliced from 15 exons. Gene Ontology annotation, cellular component: perinuclear region of cytoplasm; cytosol; nucleus. Gene Ontology annotation, biological process: signal transduction; regulation of cardiac muscle cell contraction; cAMP catabolic process. The coding region runs from base 1620 to 3716 and encodes 698 amino acids.